CAGGCUGCUGAUAACUGCGACGAUCCAGCGAAGAAGAUUGUUCACGAAUUCGCCCAUUUGCACUGGGGAAUCGGUGACGAGUACAAGAAGAGCAACCCCAGCGUGCCAGAGUGCCCAGAAGGAAAAGAGAACACCAAGGAUGGCAGGGGCGUCUCCGUCAUGGCCUCGACGAAAGAUCACGCGCACUUUUUCUGUGAUAACCUAGCCAGAGGAGACAAUGCAAGCAGCAGUGUCCUGCACAAUUCCAAUGCUGAUACCAAUCACAAUGAACUGUGCCAAGGUAGAAGUGCUUGGGAGGUUCUCCGCCAGUACCAGGACUUCAGUAACUCGCACACGAAGAAACCCAACACCAGCCUGACCCCUGUGUUUAGGUAUGCUGUCAAGUGUACAGGAGAACUGAAUGUGUUCAUCGUCGAUGUUGCCAACAGAACAACUCGUCCCAAGAAUGCUAACCGAAAACAGCCAAUCAACAAGUUCCUAGGACUUGUGUGGCGUAGAAUUGAAGGACUUUUCAGCACCUCAACAUCGAACUAUGCCAAUGCAGCCAUCAUCACAUAUGACAGCAGCGGCAAAUCUCAGGAUGUCAUCACAAAGUCACCGAAAGUUCUCCUUGCCAACGUGAGGGGAAAGACCCAGCUGGGCAAAGACAUGCUUCAGCUUCGACAUGGUGUGAAUUCGGUGAAUGCAGCAUCACUGGACAAAGCUCUUGAUCUUGCCUUAGACCUGAUGCAGCAUGUUGUGUGGGUAACCAAGCAGACACAUGAAUCAUCCACGCGUCGAGCUAUCGUCAUCAGCAAGAAUCUAGUUUCGCUCAGUUCAUCUCUGUGCAAACCCGUACCGGAAGAUGUGCCUGGGGCGCAACUACUGUUCUUCAGCACGUCUGUGCCUAGAAACGCCAUUCAUCCCUGCAACACGUCCGUCCCAAGGCGAUUCUGCCGUCACAUCCACCACCUGGCCCAUUUCACCAACUACACUGCCCAGUGCACAAGGACAGUGUUUGGAGCGUCUGCCUACAUACCACAGUCACGGGGCACCAGGACAAUCGCGGGCAACAUCAACAUGAACGCAAAGACUGGACGUCCUGCUGCAGGUCGAAUGGAUUACAACAUACAUGUAACUGUGAAAAUUAACCCACCUGCCCGGUUCACGUUAAGAUUUCAGUUCCAGCACUUCGACCCCAAUGAAGUCGGCCGUAAGAUCAACAGGACAAUGAAUGCUACAUUAGACCAUGAUGAGCAGAUAUGGCACAAAGGCUUUGAGAUGUCCAGCUCGCUGGAUGCAGUGGGAUUCAAGCUAGACAUAACAGCGCAUUCACGUCCUGGCACUUACUAUCUUGUUGUUAACGGCACUCCCAAGCUCGGGCUGGCAACAAUGCCGCCGACUCCGAGACGUGCUGAUGACGAGUGGUUCAGGCCACUAUCAUCUUCCAAGAUGGGUUCCACAAGGUCAGCAUGCAACUGCCUCUAGGGGUGACGCUGCCAUAUGCAUCAGCAUACCAUGAUUUCUGAUUGUAGGAGCAUGUACUGUGAAAGAAAAACACCCUUGCUGGAAUUGUACCUGAGAUUUUUUUAAGAGCAUGCGAGGCGGGAAUUGCCAGGUUUUCUAGAACUUUUCAUGAAACUCCAAGAACGAGAGCAGAGAACUGCUAACGUUAGCGCUGAUAAUAAAAUCUGUAGCCAUGGAUAGGAAUACAACAAGGACACCUCUUCGGCUGGAGUUUAGAGAAUCACUGAGAACAUUGCAUCUGGUUUAUAGUCACCCAUUCUUAGAAGUUAGAACCGUGGCAUUAUAACUUCAAUUUAUAAGCAUCCAUUUGCUUUUGGAGGAUCCUUCAAAUAAAAUGAACUGGAAUAACUUUUUAGACACAGCACUACCACUCUAUUAUUUUUUAUGAAUGUAUAUUCAAGUAGUUGCCGUAUUUGACUGUGGUGGUGAUAGACUGAUGGUAGUGAAAUGAAAUGUAUUUUGACGUUUACAUCACGGUAUACUUACAGGCAGGAUAUGAGGGCUCGAUAUAAUAAAUUUGAAUUCCACAUACUCUCUCCAUCUAGUUGUCCCAUUACUGAGUAUAGAGACAUUUGCACGGAGUCUUCCAAUUCGUGAUCAUUGUAUUCAACUUUUAAGUUUGAUAGUUACGGGGAUUUACGUAGUCCACGAAAUUGCACAGCACAUUAUUAUCUGAAGGUAAUGCCGGAUUGCGGUACUGACGUGUCUACAAGCUACAGCAAGAGCACAUGAUUGUAUUGUGCAUGAGAGAGUAACUUUAGUGUUAUUUUCCCCCACCCCGGUUCACAUACUCUUUAAUCAUGGUAGCAGAUCUUACCCGACUACUGUUGAACUAUGUUUUCCUCUACCGGUUACUCAUAUUCUGAUUUGCACAUGACUUUUUUAUUUGAUUGAUGUGCAAUUCUGUCCAUGAUAACUGCACUGAGUUCUGAAAUCUGUUUAUUGCUUAUUUUACUUCACUGUCUACAUAAACAAUAAAUAAUCGUGAG
This is a messenger RNA of Sycon ciliatum, 2495 nucleotides long. RefSeq lists its product as uncharacterized. Bases 160 to 1467 code for a protein of 435 amino acids. The record is from RefSeq and is a predicted model, not a curated record. The transcript has 4 exons. NCBI's taxonomy places the organism in Eukaryota, Metazoa, Porifera, Calcarea, Leucosolenida, Sycettidae.